CCUUAGGUACCGAUCAGCCUGCAGACCCCACGCAAUGGAGGCUGGCUCUGUGGUACGAGCGGUCUUUGAUUUCUGUCCCAGCGUCUCUGAGGAGUUGCCCCUCUUCGUGGGAGAUGUCAUCGAGGUGCUGGCUGUGGUGGAUGAGUUCUGGCUCCUCGGCAAAAAGGAAGGUGUCACAGGGCAGUUUCCUAGCAGCUUUGUGGAACCUGUGGAUAUUCCCCCUAUGAAGCAGGGAGAAAAACUGUUUGUUUGUACCAGUGACUUCACAUCUCAAGAGCCAGGGAGCUUGUCACUGCAAAGAGGAGACCUGGUGAUCCUGGGGGGUUCCCUGGCCUCCAGCUGGCUCCAGGGCCGAAGCAGCUGGGGUUCCAAGGGCUUUUUCCCCUCAUCAUGUGUGCGGGAGCUGUGCCUUUCAACUCGGAGCCGUCAGCUGUCCCAGAGCGCUCUCCUGGAGGUGCCUGCCUACUCGUUGGGCCAAGCCCGGGCCCUGAUGGACCUGUCUGCUCAGCUGGAGGAGGAACUGGACUUCAGGGAAGGGGAUGUGAUCAAUAUUGUUGGCAUCCCAGAGCCUGGCUGGUUCGAGGGGGAGCUCCGAGGCCAGAGGGGCAUUUUCCCAGAGGGUUUUGUGGAGCUGCUUACUCCUCUAAGAGCAGCAGGAACCUCAGAAGAUCCAGAGCCCAGAGGGACUUGUGACACCAAUGGGACAGUGGAGGUGCCCACCAAACAGGAGGAGGACAGCAGAGAAGAUGGAGGGCAGGAGCCAGGGAGCACCUAUGGUGUUGCCCUCUACCAGUUCCAAGCCCUGGAGUCCCAGGAACUGGAUUUUGAAGUGGGUGACAGGAUUCGGAUUGUGGGCAUUCUGGAGGAUGGCUGGCUAGAGGGGGAGCUGAGAGGGAAACGCGGCAUCUUCCCACACAGAUUUGUGAGACUGGAAGCCUCCGACCCCUGCAGGGAAAAGGUGGGUGCUGGAGAUCCCCAGGCUGGAGUCAGCUGUGAAGUAAACAUCCAGCAAGACCCAGAGAGCGCCAUGCUCCAAAGCUCUCCCUUUGCCAGGGAAGGAUGGCAGGGAUGUGGAGGAUGGCUCUAUUGCACACCCUGUGGCUACAAUCAGGCCUUUCCUGACACAGGACUCCAGGGGCCACAUCCCAAAGCCACAGCAGACUCCCUCCCCUCUGACUGCACAAAGACAGUCAAUGGCCUUCAUCCCUCUGCUCAGCUGCCCCCACAGCAGAGCAGCAAGCCUGGCCAAGCAGGUAUGUUGGAGCCUCAGGCCCUGCCCGAGCAUGAUGGAGACAGUCCCGCCAUGCCCCAGCAGGCUCCCUGCUCCCCACCAGACACUUGCAGAAGCCAGGUCAUUUCUCCUCCUAACAGCUGGACAGCACCAGAGCCCCAGGAGAACCAGAGCAGCACCCAGGACUUGGAUGGUUGGGUGGACAGUCAACAGGAGAAGUCCAAAUCUUGUUCUUCCAGCUUGGGAGGUGCCCACGUGGGCUCGGACACCUGGUCUGGGACCUGGGGGGAAUGUUCCCUGCUCACAGCUCAGGGGGACGGCUGCACGGACCUCGACUCCAAACUGACAGAGCAGCUGGCGCAGUUUGAGAAGAGUCUGUCGAGUACCGGUGCUGAGCAGGACAAGGUCUCCCGGCACUUCUCCAUCUUGGACUAUAGCUCAGAGAAGGACAUCGUUCGUGGCUCUCCCGAGCCUGCCUCCCACGCCAAGCCUCCAGAGAGGAGGAAAGCCCUGAGGCCACCCCCUCCUCGGCCCAGCACCCUCACGACAGCCCCCAUGCCCUCGCAGCCCAGCCGCCUUCCCAAAGGCAGGUCCCUGUCCUUCUCGGUGAAGCCCUCCCGGCCCGCACCUCGGCCUCCGUCCAGCAGUCAGCGGAGGAGCCUGGCCCCUCUGCAGCUGCAGCCCAGCGCCCAGGAGCAGCGUGCAGAGGAGGGCCGCGAUGACACGAUGCAGACAGGAGCGGCUUCCCCCUGCUCCAUCCUGCUGACGAGGAUCGGGGAGGUGGAGCGAGACCUGGAGGCUUACGGGAAGACCCGCGCUGAGCUGAGCUUGAUGCUGGAGGAGCAGCAGGAUGAGCUGGUGAGAGCGGAGACCCUGGAGAACCUGGACUUCUGUGAUUCCAACAUUGAGAGCCUCAGCGUGGAGCUGCAGGAGCUGAGAGAGAUGACCCUCCUGUCCUCCCAGACACCCUCCCUGGAGACGUCCUCAGCUGCCACCGAGAGCCCAGAGCACAGGAUGCUGGAGAAGAGGUCCAAGGUUAUUGAGGAACUGCUCCAGACAGAGAGGGACUACAUCCGAGACCUGGAGAUGUGCGUGGAGAGGAUCAUGGUGCCCCUGCAGCAGGCACAGGUGCAGAAUGUAGACUUUGAGGGUCUUUUUGGAAAUAUCCAAGUGGUGAUAAGCUUCUCUAAGCAGCUGCUGUCCACCUUGGAGGCUUCAGAUGCCAUUGGGCCGGUGUUCCUGGCACAGCGUGCAGAACUGGAGAGUGUCUACAGGGUGUAUUGCCAGAACCAUGACGAGGCCAUUGCACUGCUGGAAACUUACGAGAAGGAUGAGAAGAUCCAGAAACUACUCGUGGACCUGCUGGAUAGCCUCAGGAGCCUGUACAGUGAGUGGGGCUGCACAAACUACAUUAACCUGGGCUCCUUCCUCAUCAAGCCAGUGCAAAGGGUGAUGCGGUACCCGCUGCUGCUGAUGGAGCUGCUGAGUGCCACCCCUGAGUCUCACCCUGACAAGGCUCCGCUCACAGCUGCUCUCCUUGCAGUCAAAGAAAUCAACGUCAACAUCAACGAGUACAAGCGUCGGAAGGACCUGGUGCUGAAGUACCGGAAAGGGGAUGAAGAUAGCCUCAUGGAAAAGAUCUCCAAGCUCAACUUCCACUCUAUCAUCAAGAAAUCCAACCGUGUGAGCAGCCACCUCAAGCAUCUCACGGGCUUUGCGCCCCAGCUGAAGGAUGAAGCCUUUGAGGAGACAGAGAAAAAUUUUCGGAUGCAAGAGAGGCUAAUCAAGUCCUUCAUCAGAGACCUUUCACUCUACCUGCAGCACGUCCGGGAGUCAGCCUGCAUGAAGGCGCUGGCAGCGGUCAGCAUGUGGGACCUGUGCACGGAGAAAGGCAGCGGGGACUUGGACCAGUUCCAGAAAGUGAACCGGCUCAUCAGCGACCAGCUCUUCUCCAACUUUAAAGAGCGGACGGAGCGGCUGGUGAGCUCGCCGCUGAACCAGCUGCUGAGCAUGUUUGCGGGGCCUCACAAGCUGGUGCAGAAACGCUUCGACAAGCUCCUCGACUUCCACAACUGCACAGAGCGAGCGGAGAAGCUGAAGGACAAGCGAACGCUGGAGGAGCUGCAGUCAGCCCGCAACAACUACGAGGCCCUUAACGCCCAGCUCCUGGAUGAGCUGCCCAAGUUCCUGUGCUUCGCCAAGGAGCUCUUUGCCAGCUGUGUGCGGGGCUACGCAGAGGCACACUGUGACUUCGUGCGCCUGGCCCUGGAGGAGCUGAGACCCCUGCUGUCGUUGCUGAAGGUGUCUGGCCGGGAGGGGAACCUCAUUGCCGUCUUCCAGGAGGAGCACAGUCGGGUCCUCCAGCAGCUCCAGGCCUUCACCUUCUUCCCAGAGUCCCAGGCAGCUCCCAAGAAGCCUUUUGAGAGGAAGAGCAUGGAGCGUCAGUCUGCCCGGCGGCAGCCGCUCGGUGCCUUGCCCAGCUACCUCCUGCAGUCGGAUGACAUCCGAGCUGCCCUCCUGGCCCGUUAUUCCCCCGACAGCCUCUUCCAGGCAGAGCGCAAUUUCAAUGCUGCCCAGGACCUGGAUGUCUCGCUGCUGGAGGGAGACAUCGUGGGGGUCAUCAAGAAGAAGGACCCCAUGGGCAGCCAGAAUCGCUGGCUCAUAGACAAUGGGGUGACCAAAGGCUUUGUGUACAGCUCCUUUCUGAAGCCCUACAACCCGCGCCGCAGCCAGUCGGACGUCUCUGUGGGCAGCCACUCUUCCAACGAGUCCGAGCACAGCAGCUCCUCCCCGCACAGCAGCACCACGCUGACCUUCAGCCCCAGCGGGGCAGCCGUGGCCUUCACUCAGAAACCCCUGCAGGACUCUGCCUCCCCAGGAGACCCGUACCAAUCCCCGCAGACCCCUUCGCAGACGGACUCCCCCUCUGUGCCCCAGCUCAGCUCUGGUGACAGGACGGAGAGGCUGGAGGCUGGUGUGGUGACAUCUCACGCCGCUACAGCCGCCCAGAGCCAGGCUACAGCCCUGGCCCUCGCAAUGGGCACCCCGCCAAAGCGCGGCUCAGGCCUGUGUCCUCGGUGGAGGACAGAGACUCCGGGCGUCUAUUACGCGCUCUACACCUUCAAAGGCCGAAACACCAACGAGCUGAGCGUGUCAGCUAACCAGAGACUCAGGAUCCUGCAGUUUGAGGACAUCACAGGCAAUCGAGAGUGGUGGCUGGCCGAGGCCCACGGCAAGCAGGGCUAUGUGCCCUCCAGCUACAUCCGGAAGACGGAGUACACGUGAGAGGGGGCAGGAGCCCCUACCCUGUGCCUUGGGACUGUCGGGGGCCCUGCAGCCUCCGCUGCUCACCCCAGGGGGCUGAGGCUGUGCCUCCUUGCAGCCCUGCAGUGCUUCCAGCCCCACCACACUGGCUGCCAUGGACAGGAGGAAGUAUGGGCUGGCAGGGCAGGCGGCUUGCUUGAGGGCAGGGGUGAGUUGCUGUCACCCCAUGCUGUUCAAGCCUCCUGCCUCCAGCCAGGAGCAGGGGAGCAGAGCAUGGGGCCAUGCCCCAGGAGGGAAUGACUCAACCAAGGCUGAGCUGCUGUGGAUUUAAACUGUGGAAGUCUAUUGCUGAGACCCUCUUUAGUGUUAAAAGCAACCUGUGAAUGCAUUCCCAGUGCCUUCUCGGCAGCAGCAGGAACCUGGUCUAUCCUGUCAGUGCAGGACCUCAGGGUGGGACAUCUGUGCUGGCCUGAGGAAGCUGCUCUGAGGAUUGCUGUGAGUAGUUCAGUUUCAGAGCCCAGCCUUCAGGAGCACCCCCAGCAGCACCCCCAUGGGUGCUGUGUCCAUGUGCCUGGUCUCCCAGGGGCUGGGGCCUCUCUAAGCUUUUCUAGCUUAGAACUAGAAACCCCUCCUGGGGGGGUUUCCAGUCUAUUGGGUUCUCAGCUCCCAGAAGAGCCAUAGACCUUGAACACCAUCUUCCCUUGUCAGCACAGUGUCUCCAGUGUCCAAGACCUGCCUCUUUGCUCUAGCAGGGCUGCUCUGGGGCAGGGCGGAAGGCAAAACACAGCCUGUCCUGCAGCCUCAUGUUUCGGGGCUCUGACCAGGAGUGCCUCACCUGUGCCUGCUGCAGGGCACUGGUGAUGGUGCUUGUGUUCUGGGAGGGAUGCAGUGCCCUUUGUGGGGUGGUGUGUCUUACAUGCUGCUGCCAUGUCCUGAAGGAGGAAAGCUCCCUUCUCCUCGGGGCAGUGUUUGUGUCCCCUCUACUGCUGCUCUGUAAAUAAACAUUUGUCCCUUGUAUAUAAGAA
Messenger RNA from Anas platyrhynchos (mallard), 5520 nucleotides. NCBI's taxonomy places the organism in Eukaryota, Metazoa, Chordata, Aves, Anseriformes, Anatidae. The record is from RefSeq and is a predicted model, not a curated record.